Messenger RNA from Dama dama (fallow deer), 750 nucleotides. Its product is annotated as keratin-associated protein 4-12-like. The record is from RefSeq and is a predicted model, not a curated record. The transcript has a single exon. NCBI's taxonomy places the organism in Eukaryota, Metazoa, Chordata, Mammalia, Artiodactyla, Cervidae. Gene Ontology annotation, cellular component: keratin filament. Bases 1 to 750 code for a protein of 249 amino acids.
AUGGUCAGCUCCCAUUGUGGCUCCAUCUGCUCUGACCAGAGCUGUGGCCGAAGUCUCUGCCAGGAGACCUGCUGCCAGCCCAGCUGCUGCCAGACCACCUGCUGCAGGACCACCUGCUGCCGCCCCAGCUGUGGUGUGUCCAGCUGCUGCCGGCCAGUCUGCUGCCAGCCCACCUGCUCUCGCCCCACCUGCUGCAUCUCUAGCUGCUGCCGCCCCUCCUGCUGUGUUUCCAGCUGUGGUUCCAGCUGCUGCAGGCCUACCUGCUGCAUCUCCAGCUGCUGCAGGCCCCAGUGCUGCCCGCCUGUCUGCUGCCAGCCCACCUGCCCUCGCCCCACUUGCUGCAUCUCUAGCUGCUGCCGCCCCUCCUGCUGUGGGUCCAGCUGUGGUUCCAGCUGCUGCAGGCCUACCUGCUGCAUCUCCAGCUGCUGCAGGCCCCAGUGCUGCCAGCCUGUCUGCUGUCAGCCCACCUGCCCUCGCCCCACCUGCUGCAUCUCUAGCUGCUACUGCCCUUCCUGCUGUGGUUCCAACUGCUGCAGGCCUACCUGCUGCAUCUCCAGCUGCUGCAGGCCCCGCUGUUGCCAGUCUGUGUGCUGCCAGCCCACCUGCUCCCGCAUCUCCAGCUGCUGCCGCCCGAGCUGCUGCCUGCGCCCAGUGUGUGGCCGGGUCUCCUGCCACACCACUUGCUAUCGGCCCACCUGUGUCAUCUCCACCUGCCCCCGCCCCGUGUGCUGCCCCUCCUCUUGCUGCUGA